AUGAACGUCCACACAACAGCGAUGCUGCUGGCUCGGCUGUCACAGAACAACGCACUCUUCCCAACCGCCCGAGGGAAUCCAUCUCAAAACCGGCUACGGUUGAAAAGCCUCUCCCGCAAGCCCAACGCACCAAUCCACCUGGCACUCUCCCUGAAGCCAUCCGACCCGGAUUUUCCCUUCGAACUUGACGGCUUGCAAUGUACCCUGACUGUCCCGACGUCCUACCCUGGAAAUGGAGCGCCCACAAUCCGAGUCACAAAUGCUGAGAUGGCACGAGGCUACCAGAUCAACGUUGAAAGAGGGUUCGACAGCCUCGUCGAGCGGUCGCCUGGAAAGACACUGUUGGCCUUGCUCAACGAUCUGGACAAAAAUCUCGAGAAGUUCUUAACGGCGGAAAGGGCAAAGACCAUUAAGAUUGUUGUAAACGCCAACAAGAGCGCCAAGGUCCCCAAUCCCGUCGACCAAGCGGCUCCCAAUCCCAUUCCGCCACCCACCUCGGUGAUCCCUCCACCCCCGGCCUGGACUCAACAGCAGACGGCCGAUGCGCUGGCCAAGAGACAGGCAGAUAUUCGUCAACUUGAAGCUCGCAUGGGUCAUGUCUCAGGCUUCUCCAGAAGCUCCGAUGGAACAAGAUUUAACAUCCCCGUCCAAUUAGCAAAUUCUGGUAAACUUCCUCUGCCUUUACAGCGUUUCAAGGAAGUCACCUUGAUAGUACCGAAAAUGUACAACUUGGAGCACUGUACCGUCCAGUUGAAGGGGGUCACUGGUACGGAGGCGGAAAACGUCGUACUCGGCUUCUCAAAGCAUGCUCAAGAACAUCCCAACAUGACGCUGAUGGCGCAUAUCAACUACUUAAUUCAGAGCAUUCAUACAAUGGCUUCGGAGGCUGUCCAGAAGGCGACCUUGCCACUGACCUCUUCAGAGCCUCAACAUCCACCCUCCGAGCAGCCUACAGCUACGUUGGACGAUGAAGAAACAGAACCUGAGGCCAACAUACUGGACCCAGAGCGCCCGCACAUCAAGGUCAUCCCGCGGCCUCCAGAAUGGAACCGGCACCACUCACAGUCUGAGUCUGAGUCUGAGUCUGAAUCAUCCUACGCGUCUGACGACUUCACUGGCUCUGAAGCCGAAGAGGAAGAGGAAGACGAAGACGAAGAACAGGCUGAGCAAGGUGGUGCUACCCUUCCAGCAUCGUCAACAUCAUCGGAGAAGGGCAUUAUCCUUUUCUUCCCCAACUUAGAGAUCUACAACAUAGAGCUCUUAGCCCUCGUCUCUUUAUCGCUCUCGGUGAAAUGCCUGCGCUGCAAAUCUCCGUUGGACAUUGCCAACAUCAAGCCUAACAAUACGACCGACUCGACAAACACCCCAACCCUGGCUUCCAGCGUGCGCGCUGAAACCUGCCUCAAGUGUACUACUCCAUUCACCAUCUCAUACACUUCGAAUCUUUUACAUGCCAACUCGGUGCGCGCCGGCACCCUGGAGGUGACCGGCUGCACGAUCGCAGACAUGCUUCCCAGUGUUUUCCAGCCGACAUGCUCGUCCUGCUCGACGACAUUCCCUGUCCCGCCCGGGAUGAUCUCCGUCCGCGGUGAUACGCCCAUCCAGGUCUGCCGGGCCUGCCACGCCAAAAUGACCUUCACCAUCCCGGAAGUCAAGUUCCUGCGCGUGUCGCAUCCCACGGCGGCCUUACCAUUGCGCCGGCCCAAGAAAGAGUCCCUUGGCAUCUCCGCGGGCACGGCGCUACCCCGGAAUGGCGCGUGCUCACACUACCGCCACAGCUAUCGCUGGUUCCGCUUCGGCUGCUGCGGGCGUGUCUACGCGUGCGACCGCUGCCACGAUGCCGCCGAGGCCCAUGUAAACGAACACGCCGACCGUAUGAUCUGCGGCUGGUGUAGUCGCGAGCAACGCUUCAGAACUGAGGACUGUGGUGUUUGUGGAAAGAGCGUGAUUCGCCGCCGCAAGGGCGCCGCCGGGUUCUGGGAAGGCGGGAAAGGCACGCGUGAUAGAGGGCUGAUGAGUAGAAAAGAACGGAGGAAAUACAGACGGCCUCCUGGCGGGACGCUGCCUGCGAAGAAGAAGACUAAAGGGGGAAAGUAG
Capronia epimyces CBS 606.96 is the source of this 2097-nucleotide messenger RNA. RefSeq lists its product as uncharacterized. The record is from RefSeq and is a predicted model, not a curated record. The transcript has 2 exons. Gene Ontology annotation, molecular function: zinc ion binding. Bases 1 to 2097 code for a protein of 698 amino acids. NCBI's taxonomy places the organism in Eukaryota, Fungi, Ascomycota, Eurotiomycetes, Chaetothyriales, Herpotrichiellaceae.